Molecule: messenger RNA, 3845 nt
Organism: Jatropha curcas
Lineage: Eukaryota; Viridiplantae; Streptophyta; Magnoliopsida; Malpighiales; Euphorbiaceae
Source: RefSeq, a predicted model, not a curated record
CAGAAGCUCCAUUUUUAUGGACAUUUAUUUCUCUCUUUCUCUCUCUCUUUCUUCCAUUCUUGCCUGAAAAAACAAUACUGUCUGCAACCACCAUCGUCAAGAAAUUUAUCUCACCUAAUUAAGUUUCUUCGUCAACCAUUUUCUUUUUCACCAAAAUCCAACAAUUCUAUCCUUCCGAACGUACAAAAAGAAGCCAUAAGAACCAGCUUUUGCUAAAAAAUGGGUGUUUUUACUUCGAAAGAAUACUUGAAAGAAGCUGACUUUAUGGCUCCAGGUGUGAUCUAAUGCUUGUUUCCUGUUUACAGUUUCUUGGGUUGGGUAAGUAUCUGUGGAGCUGAAAGUUAAAGAAAAAUAAAGAGACUCGAACUUUAUCUCUUAAUGGACGCUCGAGAAAAGCAGCAUAAGCAGUUGGUUUUCCAUUGAUGGUAUUUUGUUCAUAACAUUGUGUAUAUUAUAGAGAGGUUUUCUUUCAAAGUCGAGGAUUUUUCGAUCUUGGUUUGGUGAGUUUAGUUGGGUAUGGUUAACAUUUUCCCUUACAUAUACACUGAUGGCUUUGUUCAUAUGGUUUCUCCUCCAUUGCCGUUGAUGCAUAUUCAUGGAAGUUUUCUUCAUGUUCUUUUGCUUUUCCUUUUGUUCUCUCAUCAAAAUUAAAAGGAGCAUGUAAUGAUAGUGUUUGGUAGUUAUCAGAAUUUGCCAUCUUGGUGUUUUUUAGAAGCCUAGUGUGCAAGUCACAAUCAAAAAGUUUUUGUCUUUAUAUACCUCUAUAUAUAUAGUGUUCGACGGUAACUAUCAAACCAGAAAGUUGGAGACUUUGAGGUAUCUACGAUCUUCUUAUAUUGAAAAUGGGCUUUGCAAUGGGAAUCUUUAACUGGGUGUUGAAGAUUUACACAUUUAAAGCUGGAAUUCUAGUUCAACUUGUUGUUCUAUCAGAUUUGUGGUGGUUGGUUUCAGGCCUAGGUUCUAUAUCUUCCAUUGCCAUUUCUUAUGGUGAGAAUGGCCCCGUUUUUUGUGGUUUAAAAUCAGACGGGUCUCAUCUUGUGACUUGUUAUGGUUCAAACUCUGCUAUAAUUUACGGUACUCCAGCUCAUUUUCCUUUUAUUGGCCUAACUGCCGGAGAUGGCUUUGUUUGUGGGCUUCUAAUGGCUUCUAACCAGCCGUAUUGUUGGGGAAGUAGUGGUUAUAUUCAAAUGGGUGUUCCUCAACCUAUGGUGAAAGAGGCUGAGUAUAUAGAAAUAAGUGCAGGUGAUUACCAUUUAUGUGGUUUGAGAAAACCAUUAACAGGGAGGCACAGAAACUAUUCUCUUAUUGAUUGUUGGGGAUAUAACAUGACCAAGAACCAUGUGUUUGAUGGUCAGAUUCAAUCCAUUUCAGCCGGUUCAGAAUUUAACUGUGGGUUGUUCUCUCAAAAUAGAACUGUUUUUUGUUGGGGUGAUGAGACUAGUAGUCAUGUGAUAAGCUUAAUUCCUGAACAAAUGAGGUUUCAAAGAAUUGCAGCUGGUGGAUAUCAUGUUUGUGGGAUUCUAGAGCUCAAUUCUAGAGUCUUUUGUUGGGGAAGAAGCUUGAAUCUUGAAGAAGAGAUCUCUGUUGCAUAUUCAGGUCAAGUAAAUGUUGAUUUGCCACCAAGUGAUCCUAUUCUUUCAGUUGUUGGAGGAAAAUUUCAUGCUUGUGGAAUCAAGAGCUAUGACCGUGGGGUUAUUUGUUGGGGUUUUAUUGUUAAGCCAAGCACACCAGCUCCUAAUGGCAUUAAAGUCUACGAAAUUGCAGCUGGAAAUUACUUCACUUGCGGAAUUCUUGCGGAGAAAUCUCUCCUACCUGUUUGUUGGGGUCUCGGGUUCCCUAACUCUCUUCCAUUGGCAGUCUCACCUGGACUUUGCAAAAGCACUCCUUGCAUGCCCGGUUCUUAUGAAUUUAGCAGUGGCAAUGCACCUUGUAAAUCUCCCAAUUCCCAUGUCUGCUUGCCUUGCAGUAAUGGUUGCCCUGCAGAAAUGUAUCAGAAAACUGAAUGUACUUUGAAAUCAGAUCGACUAUGUGAAUAUAAUUGUUCAAGUUGCUAUUCAGCCGAAUGUUUCUCAAAUUGUUCUGCCUUGCAUUCUAAUGCUGCUGCUUCUAAAGGAAAGAAGGAUGAUAAGUUUUGGUCUUUGCAAUUACCAGUUAUAAUUGUAGAGAUUGGAUUUGCUGUGCUCUUGGUUCUUGUUGUGACUGCAACUUCUAUUCUUUAUGUACGCUACAGAUUGAGGCAUUGCCAAUGCGCUUCAAAGGAAUCCAAUUCCAAGAAAAGCAAAGGUAGUGGUGUUUCAUUUCCUAAAGAUAAUGGCAAGGUUCGCCCAGACUUGGAUGAUCUUAAAAUAAGGAGGGCCCAAAUGUUCUCUUAUGAGGAACUUGAAAGGGCUACCAAUGGGUUCAAAGAAGAAUCUUUAGUGGGAAAAGGGAGUUUUUCUUGUGUUUAUAAAGGGGUAAUGAAGAAUGGGACAGUAGUUGCUGUUAAAAAGGCAAUAGUGUCAUCCGAUAAGCAAAAGAACUCGAAAGAAUUCCACACUGAGCUUGAUCUAUUAUCGAGGCUAAAUCAUGCCCAUUUGUUGAAUCUACUUGGCUAUUGUGAAGAAGGUGGAGAAAGGCUUCUAGUUUAUGAGUUCAUGGCUCAUGGCUCCUUGCACCAACACCUUCAUGGGAAGAACAAGUCCUUAAAAGAGCAAUUGGAUUGGGUUCGAAGGGUUACCAUCGCAGUUCAAGCAGCUCGAGGAAUUGAAUACCUGCAUGGAUAUGCCUGCCCACCUGUCAUUCAUCGAGACAUAAAAUCUUCUAACAUUCUCAUCGAUGAAGAACACAAUGCUCGUGUAGCUGAUUUCGGUCUUUCUUUGUUAGGACCAGCUGAUAGUGGCUCACCAUUAGCUGAGCUACCUGCUGGAACACUUGGCUAUCUUGAUCCUGAGUACUAUAGACUUCACUACCUAACUACAAAAUCUGAUGUUUAUAGUUUUGGGGUGCUGCUUUUGGAAAUCCUUAGUGGAAGGAAGGCCAUAGAUAUGCAGUAUGAAGAAGGAAAUAUAGUUGAAUGGGCAGUUCCUCUCAUUAAAUCAGCGGAUAUAUCAGCAAUCUUGGAUCCACUUUUGAAGCCUCCACCUGAUAUUGAAGCUUUGAAAAGAAUUGCAAAUGUGGCUUGCAAAUGUGUUAGAAUGAAAGGCAAAGAAAGACCAUCAAUGGACAAAGUAACAACAGCAUUAGAGCGUGCUCUGGCGCUACUAAUGGGUAGUCCAUGUAAUGAGCAACCAAUAUUGCCUACUGAAGUAGUUCUUGGAAGCAGUAGAUUGCACAAGAAAUCCUCUCAAAGAUCUUCAAACAGAUCAGCAUCAGAGACUGAUAUAGUGGAAGCCGAGGAUCAAAGGUUCGAGUUUCGAGCACCUUCAUGGAUAACAUUUCCAAGUGUUACUUCUUCACAACGGAGAAAGUCUUCAGUAUCAGAAGCAGAUGUUGAGGGGAAAAAUUCAGAAGCAAGAAAUGUUGGUUAUAAUGGAAAUGGGGGUGAUGGGCUAAGGAGUUUGGAGGAAGAGAUAGGGCCUGCUUCACCUCAAGAAAGAUUGUUCUUGCAGCACAAUUUCUGAGAUGAUCUUUGAAAACAUUUUGAUUGUUGAUUAUGUGGUUUUUGAGUUUUCAAAUUUUAGUUCUAUUUCUUUCAGGAUGAGAAUGUAUAAAAAAAAAAAAAAAAAAUGCUGGGAGGAUGUAAUUUUCUGGAAUAGCAGUUGCUGCCACUGGCAGUAUGACUACUCCCAUGUUCUUGCUUGUGCUGUAACUUAUAAGCUGCCAAUUUAUGAAUUCAAUUCUAACAAUUUGAUGUUCUUUGUUUGAUA